CUCCGCAAAGGCUGUCUAAAGCAAAGAGAAGAUAUUAGGCACUUUGCACUGUUCCUGACCACUGCUCUUCUCUCCUGCUCUCCUAAAAGCUCUGAUUUGUGCCCUCUGCUUUCUCGUUGCCAUGGAGAAGGUCCAACACAUGACCCGCUCCGCUCUCAGGAGAGCCUCAACUAUUGAGGUCAACCCACAAGCACGCCAAAGGCUCCAAGAGCUCUUUGUGAAUUUCUGCCUGAUUUUAAUCUGCCUCUUGCUGAUCUGUAUCAUUGUGAUGCUUCUCUGAAGUUCCAGCACUUCUCUGCCCUGUCCUCUAGGAAAGUCACCCUAGGGGGAAGAGAGACCUACACAUGCAGCUCCCAGUG
Molecule: messenger RNA, 359 nt
Organism: Oenanthe melanoleuca
Lineage: Eukaryota; Metazoa; Chordata; Aves; Passeriformes; Muscicapidae
Gene: PLN
Product: phospholamban
Exons: 1
Coding region: 122-280 (52 amino acids)
Biological process (GO): negative regulation of ATPase-coupled calcium transmembrane transporter activity; negative regulation of calcium ion import into sarcoplasmic reticulum; negative regulation of heart rate
Cellular component (GO): membrane; sarcoplasmic reticulum
Molecular function (GO): ATPase inhibitor activity
Source: RefSeq, a predicted model, not a curated record